CAAAAGCAAAAGCGAAAGGACUCAUGUCCGAUGAAGAAGGCGAGUCGUCCAUUGACAAGUGGACCGUGGAGUUGCGGGGGAACCCAGCGAGCGUUCCCGCGUUGCAGUCACGAGGUGCCACGUAUAUGCAGCUUGGCCAGCCUGUGAAUGCUGAACGAGACGCCCGAGCUUGGCUUGCGUUGCAGCCAAAAUCGGCUCGGGCGUUCGGUUUGCUUGGGGAAGCACUCUUGCGUCAAUCACGAAACGACGAAGCAGUGAAAGCAUACAAGCAAGGCGUGGCACUGGAUGCAAACGACGUAGCCUUACAGGACGGUUUGCAUCGUGCGAGGGUAGCCGUAUUGGACGAACUCGUCGCGGACGAGUCCGUUCCAGCGUUCGUGCCGAUGGUGGUCCCUGUGACGAUGGUGGGCGCCCAGCCUCCAGCGACUGUAGUGCCGCUGCACACAUCCUCAACUUCUGCGACGGCAGUAUCACCUAGCGACCAUUCUACAUUCACUCACCGUCAAAAUGCAGCACAAGUAGUCACAACCUCCCACAAUGACCUGCCAUCCACCAUGUCUCCGGCUGACCUCAUGGCAACCCUGCUGCUUGAAAUCUUCAAUAACCUGCAUAUGUCGAGUCCCCAGCUCUCGUACAGUGCCAUCUUGGUCGCGCUUGGCGUCGUGACGUGGUGCCUUCAACGCAUUCGUACGCUCUCCGUGGUGGCGGCGGUGGCCCUCCUAUUGACAGCGCUGCGACCUUGUCGACACUACCUCCUCCAUAUAUGCACACGCCCAUUCAAGUGGUGGCUCGCCAAGUCCUCCGACAAGCUGUACCACAUGACCCUACUUCCGUGUGUUCUCGCGACGUUGCCUAUGCUGCUUCGCCUCAUUGGCCUGCUCAACCUGUUUGCAUUCAUCCACCAAGACCAGUGGCUAGCGUGUGGCGUCACGCUAUACCUCGCCACGACCUUAUUCGUUACACAGGACCACCCAAAACUCGUCAAAGCGGGGCUCCAUAUUGUGCUCGUGUUGUACUGGGUAGUGCACUUAGGCCACGUCCACGACAUCUUUCGGUUCGUACCCCCCAUUGCGUUUGAACUCGCGGGGUAUUUGCUGGGAUCGAUUCCCCCCCGAGCUAUUCAAGACGCCAUCAAGGCUGCGCUGGCCAGCCAGUUGAAGGGGGUCGCGUCGAGCCAGCUGCAUCUGUGGGGUGUGGUAGCCUUGGGCCAUUGGGCUAUUGACUUUUGGAAUCAACCGAGUACGUUGAGCGUCGACGAUAUCCUGACGACGUUUCAAUCGCUCCAAGGAUCAGCUGUCCAGCUGUUCCAAGCCGAAAUUCGCGCCCACCGACGACGACAGAGGCAGGUUGGUGGCUCGUUCGUCGACCUAGACGAUGAGUAUGCUGUCCUGGUGGCGUACGUGGCCAAGACUGUGCGGAACCUGCCGCCGUCGUGGCCGGUCGCCACUGUCGUGAUGCUGGUGCAGCGAUGUGUGCAUAUGGUGGCAUGCGCGAUGCUGUUUAUGUUGUUUGGUGGCACGUUUGGUUUCGCGCUAAUACCACUGAUGGUGUUGGAAGUGAACGCGUUUAGCCAGAUUUGUCAAGUUGUGUGGGAAGAGGGAAGGACGACGGAGCAUCCGUCAAGGGAUUCGCUGGACGUGAUUUGCAUGACGUCGCCGCCGGUGCUCGCGGUGUGGUCCAACUUGAAAGCCGGAGUAGUCGGCUUGGAGUGCAGUGUCGUGGCGUCCAAAGUGGCAACUGCGACAACGUCAGCGGCGUUGCUGGCCUCGAGACUCGGGCACGUUCUAAACGUACCAUGGGAGGAGGAUCGUAUAGUUCUGUACCUUUGUGGAUCUUUGAAGCUGCUGGCGUGGAGCUGUGGUUGAUCGAUAUAGAACCGACUGAUUGGAUGAUUUUGGUGUAGUGGGUUGGCGGCGGCGGUGGCGGCGGUGCGGCGCGAAGGACUGACGCCACACGUCGGCAGUUUGGUUGAUGGAGCCAUGUCCUUGUACGAGUCACGGCACUUGGUGCGUCCCAUGCUGCAUGCCUGGACUGGCGUGCUGGAAUUUUGGCAGCGGCGGCGCUAAGACUGAUUUUCUGUAUAACCAGAUCUAGCUACAGAGCUUUCCUAGUUACAGUGCUUACAGUUAAUGUUAAACUACGCUUCCGAAAGCAUCA
Molecule: messenger RNA, 2157 nt
Organism: Aphanomyces astaci
Lineage: Eukaryota; Oomycota; Saprolegniomycetes; Saprolegniales; Verrucalvaceae
Exons: 4
Coding region: 24-1865 (613 amino acids)
Molecular function (GO): protein binding
Source: RefSeq, a predicted model, not a curated record